This is a messenger RNA of Neoarius graeffei (lesser salmon catfish), 2436 nucleotides long. RefSeq names its product N-acylsphingosine amidohydrolase 2 (gene asah2). NCBI's taxonomy places the organism in Eukaryota, Metazoa, Chordata, Actinopteri, Siluriformes, Ariidae. The transcript is spliced from 20 exons. Gene Ontology annotation, biological process: long-chain fatty acid biosynthetic process; sphingosine biosynthetic process; ceramide catabolic process. Bases 1 to 2244 code for a protein of 747 amino acids. The record is from RefSeq and is a predicted model, not a curated record. Gene Ontology annotation, molecular function: N-acylsphingosine amidohydrolase activity. Gene Ontology annotation, cellular component: extracellular region.
AUGGCUCGUAAAUCUGGUUGCUGUUACCUCACCAAUCUCGAGGUUCUGCUCAUAGUUUUGUUUGUGUUGAUGACUGGAAUCACAGUGGGACUUAUGACCAUGUUAGCUCUUUACAUUAACUCCCAAGAACAUAGUAAGUCCUGUUCCUUGGUUACAGAAAAUCCCACUGCUUCUGUAAAAGUUGGAGAAAACCCCUAUCUGAUUGGACUGGGUCGAGCAGACUGCACUGGACCAGUUGCAGAUGUGCCUCUGAUGGGCUAUGCUAACCCUGAUCAGACUGCAGGAGGAAUCCACACUCGCUUGUUCAGCAGGGCCUUCAUUGUGGAUGAUGGCAGCAAGAGAGUGGUGUUUGUGAGUGCUGACAUAGGCAUGGUUUCACAAAGACUGAGACUGGAGGUGCUCAAGGCACUUGAGGCGAAAUAUGGGACUCUCUACAGGCAAGACAAUGUAGUUCUGAGUGGCACACACACGCAUUCUGGUCCAGCAGGCUAUUUCCAGUACACCCUCUUUAUGAUCACCAGUAAAGGCUACAUCAAACCAUCUGUCCAAGCUCUUGUGAAUGGAAUUGUGAAGAGCAUUGAUGAGGCGCAUAAAAGCAUGAAGCCUGGGAGAAUCUUUUUGAAUAAAGGAGACAUUGUGGACAGCAACUUCAACAGGAGUCCACACUCAUACAUGAACAACCCUGAGGAGGAAAGAAAAAGGUACAAAACCAAUACAGAUGAGCAGAUUAUAAGCUUGAAGUUCACAGAUCUGGAUGGGGUUGGAUUGGGAAUAUUCAGUUGGUUCGCCGUUCAUCCAGUCAGUAUGAAUUACACCAAUCAUAUGGUAAGCUCAGACAAUCUUGGCUAUGCCUCCUAUCUGUUUGAACAAGAGAAGAACCAUGGCUCCUUGCCUGGUGAGGGCCCAUUUGUCGCAGCGUUUCCCACCAGUAACAGUGGAGAUGUGUCUCCCAACAUUCGUGGACCAUAUUGUGUGAAUACUGGGGAAAGCUGUGAUUAUCUCAACAGCUCCUGUCCCAUUGGUGGGACUAAAAUGUGUGUUGCUUUUGGACCGGGUAAUGACAUGUUUCAAAGCACCAAAAUUAUUGGAGAACGUAUCUACAAAAAAGCAAAGGAACUUUACGACAGUGCUCAACAAGAGGUAUAUGGAAGUCUCCAUACUGCUCAUCAGUGGGUCAACAUGACAGAUGUAACUGUACCAAUUAACUCCACCCACAGUGCCAAGACAUGUAAGCCUGCACUUGGCCACAGCUUUGCUGCAGGAACAAUAGAUGGAGGAGGAGACCUUAACUUCACACAAGGGGCAAUUGAAGGAGAUCCAUUCUGGGAUGGAAUUAGGGACACCCUCUUGGGCAAACCUUCCAAAGAAGUUCAGGACUGCCAAAACCCCAAACCCAUUCUCUUUAGCACUGGAGAGAUGACAUGGCCACUCCCUUGGCACCCAGAAAUAGUGGAUGUACAGAUCAUCUCUAUUGGAUCAGUAGCCAUUGUGGCAGUCCCAGGAGAAGUGAGCACUAUGUCAGGAAGAAGGAUCAGACAGGCGGUUAAACAGGAACUGGAGACAAAAAAUGCUUUCACCAAUGCUGAAGUGGUUGUUACUGGUCUCUGCAACAUCUACACACACUACAUUACCACCUACGAAGAGUACCAGGUGCAGCGUUAUGAAGGUGCUUCCACCAUCUAUGGGCCUCACACUCUCUCAGCCUACAUUCAGCACUUCAGAGGCCUCGCUAAAGCCAUCGCAGAGAGUAAGACUGGAGAAUUACCGAAAGGUCCUGAGCCUCCUUUCUUCAAAGACAGUCAGCUGAUCUCACUGUUACCAGCUGUGCCAGCAGAUAAAACACCAACUAACACUACCUUCGGUCAGGUCCUGGAGCAGGUCAAGCCUCGUUAUAAAGUGGGAGAGGUCGCAUCUGUUACUUUUGUUGCUGGAAACCCCAGAAACUCUGGAGACAUGAGAGACAAGACCUUCGUCACAGUGGAGAAGUUUCUCAUGACUACCAGGACAUGGAAGGUUGUUCAUACAGAUGCAUCCUGGGAGACUAGAUUUCACUGGAUUAAAGGGACACGUGGUCAGAGCAAUGCCACAGUGGAGUGGCAUAUCCCUCUCUCAGCAGAGACUGGCAAAUACAGGAUUCGUCACUUUGGACAUUCCAAAAAGUUAAAUUUUUUCACUCCUGUGAUCACUCCAUAUGAGGGCAUGUCAGAUACAUUCAGCGUCACCAAAACACUCUAUUCAUUUUGAAUGCUCAAUAGUGCCUUCAUAGUAAGACAACCACGACAUCCAGACAUUCUACUGAUGUCAAAUGAAUGUUAUGUUGUAAUGAUUGCUGUGAUCACUGUGUAUGUGUGUCAAGUAACAUCAUUGUAUUUGGGCUGUAUGAAAUGUAUUCUUUGUAGUUAUUCCUAAAAUAAGAAUAAAUGUUGAUCAUCUCCA